AUGAGCCGGCAAUUCAACUGCAAACCAGGAGUCUAUGCCAAGGGAGGCUUCAGCGGCUGCUCGGCUGUGCUCUCUGGGGUUACCAGCAGCAAACUGGGUAGCUCGUCCUCUUACCAGGCAAGAAGCAAAGGGCUUGGGGGAAACUUUGGCAGUCGGAGCCUCUACAGCCUACGGGGGACCCGGAAUAUCUCAUUCAGUGUGGCUGGUGGAAAUGGAUUGAACGGGAGUUAUGGUUUGAGCAGGGGUCGGCCAAGUGGCUUUGCUGGGAGUAUGUUUGGCAGUGUGGCUCUAGGACCGGGGUGCCCAUCGGUGUGCCCACCCGGGGGCAUCCACCAGGUGACUGUCAAUGAGAAUCUCUUGGCUCCACUCAAUGUGGAGCUGGACCCUGAGAUCCAGAGAGUGAGAACCCAGGAACGGGAGCAGAUGAAGGCGCUCAACAACAAGUUUGCCUCUUUCAUCGAUAAGGUGCGGUUCCUAGAACAACAGAACCAGGUGCUGGAGACCAAGUGGAAUUUACUGCAACAGCUGGACCUGAGCAACUGUAAGAACAACCUGGAGCCCAUUUAUGAGGGCCACAUCAGCAACCUGAGGAGGCAGUUGGAGGGCCUGUCAGGGGACAGGGUGAGACUGGACUCUGAGCUGAGGAACUUGCGGGAUGUUGUAGAGGACUUCAAGAAGAGGUAUGAAGAGGAGAUCAACAGGCGAACAGCUACCGAAAAUGAAUUUGUGCUGCUCAAGAAGGAUGUGGAUGCUGCUUAUGCAAAUAAGGUAGAGCUACAAGCCAAGGUAGAAUCCCUGGACCAAGAGAACAAGUACCUGAAAUGUCUGUUUGAAGCGGAGAUUGCUCAGAUACAGUCUCACAUCAGUGACACGUCUGUUAUCCUGUCCAUGGACAAUAACCGAGACCUGAACUUGGAUAGCAUCAUUGAUGAAGUCAGAAGCAAGUAUGAGGAGAUUGCCAUGAAAAGCAAGACUGAUGCUGAGAACUUGUACCAGACCAAGUUCCAGGAACUGCAGUUGGUGGCUGGCCGGCAUGGGAACGACCUCAAACAAACCAAAAACGAGAUUUCAGAACUGAACCGGCUCAUCCAGAGGCUUCGCUCAGAGAUUGAGAACGUGAAGAAGCAGCGCUCCAACCUGGAGAUGGCCAUUGCUGAUGCUGAGCAACAAGGAGACAGUGCCCUGAAAGAUGCCCGGGCCAAACUGGAGGAGCUGGAGGGUGCCGUGCACACUUCCAAGGAGGAGCUGGCCCGCCUGUUGCGGGAAUACCAAGAGCUGAUGAGUAUCAAGCUGGCGCUUGAUGUUGAGAUCGCCACCUACAGGAAGCUAUUGGAAAGUGAAGAGUGCAGAAUGUCUGGAGAAUUCCCAUCCUCUGUCAGCAUCUCUGUCAUCAGCAGUACCAGUGGAGGCAGUGGUUAUGGCUACCGGCCAAGCUCUGUCAGUGGUGGCUACUUGGCUUCCAGUGGGUCUUGUAUGUCUGGAGUCUGCAGCACAAGAGCCAGGGAUGGCAAGAACCAAGGUUCCAGUGUUGGUGACUACAAGGACCCCCUGAGCAAAUCCUCCACCCUGGGCUCUCCCAUCGGGAAAACCAGCCGAUAG
This is a messenger RNA of Trichosurus vulpecula (common brushtail), 1599 nucleotides long. Its product is annotated as keratin, type II cytoskeletal 71-like. Gene Ontology annotation, molecular function: structural constituent of skin epidermis. The transcript has 9 exons. Gene Ontology annotation, biological process: keratinization; intermediate filament organization. The record is from RefSeq and is a predicted model, not a curated record. Bases 1 to 1599 code for a protein of 532 amino acids. Lineage: Eukaryota; Metazoa; Chordata; Mammalia; Diprotodontia; Phalangeridae. Gene Ontology annotation, cellular component: keratin filament.